AUGUCAAAAAUGUACACAACGACUAGUGGGGGCAGACGUUCUCCGUAUAACAACUGGGAAAAAUCCCUUUUUAAAUUAUAAUAAACGACAAGAUGGCGGCCCGUGCACUGCUCUUCACGCUCGUCGCCAUCAUUUUUCAGGAGCAAAUUACGCUAGGAACCGGUUCAGGGGAACAGGACUGUGAAGGGAUGGGUAAGAAUCGCGAACAAUGUCAGGAGCAGAGCAAUGAUAUCAAUGAGUAUCAACGCAUGAAGAAUUGUUGGGUGAUCCAAGCGAAUACUGGUAGGGUAAAUAUAACCGAAUUGGAAAUCGCCAUCGCUACCACUCUAGAGGAUAUCAAGGUAAAUUUCGACCGGAUGGAGGCCCUUCUAGCCUUUACACAGAAACCAGAUAUUCCACGAGCGCAGAUUAAUCUCGCAGCUGAUGACAAAUCCUGUAACAUUCCGGGAAAAGAUGAGUGUGAAAAUAUAACCGACUUGAAAACUACCAUCGUCAACAGUCUAGCAGAUCUCAAGGGGAAAAGCGUACAGAUUGAGCGCUAUUUAGCCAUUGAAUCACUGGAGAGGAGGUUCCCAGUUGCCAGGAAAUACUAUGACAUUCAGAAGAUUAAUGCUGCGGUUGAUAUACCCCAACUGGAAAACAUCAUUGCCCACGCUCUAGAUCAUCUCGAGGUAUUUCUCGAGGAAAUUGUGUUACGUGUAACCGAUAGCCACGAAAGUGAUAUUAGAUUCCUGGAAGACAGGCUUACGGCUUUCAGAACAUACUAUGACGCUGUCAUUAAGGAAGGAAAUUGUCCAAGAGAAUACACCGAACGAUGCUAUAAAUUAACGAAUGCGAUACUCGAAAAAACUGAGAAGGAGCAGAAGAACAAUAUCGAUCGGUACCACGGGAUUGUUGCCAAAUACUCUGACGCGACGUUCGCUUCGAUAACGAAGGAGCAUUCUAAGGUACAAAAGGUUUAUGAACUCAGCCUUAACGACCCCUUCAGAGAGUGUAUUGGCAUUUCAAAUCGGGACGACUGUGCUGUGAUGAAGUUCAACGACAUACGUGCCGGUAUUCCGUUGUGGAAACGGAGAAUGGAGGAAGAGGCAAGACAUUAUAAUAAGCAGGUGAACCAAAAGUUGAAUUCAACUGACUUGGACGUGGACGCAUCGUUGAAUGAAAUGGAGGAAGACUUUCAACGUUACCAAUCCGCUGUACUGACGUGCGCAUCGUGCUACGACUCUGAUGAACUGCACGCCCUAGAGAGUUCCUUAGGAAUUAUAUAAAAUUCAUUGAAGUGUGUGAAAUUAUUGCUGUAUACCUACAUAUCUACAUAUUAAGAAUUAGUAGCGGACCUCAAAUGAACUCAUAUAAUCCUCUGGGUCCUCUGCCAAUAAAACACCUGGGCCUUGCCAAGAUAAUUCUCCAGAGUCUUCCUCAAUUGAUUAGAUACUCCCUUUUGUGACGCAUCCCUCCAAAGAUAGAGUUCAUAUUCCUUUACUAGAAAACAUCCCCUCCAAGGAAGCAACAGGCCAAACUCUUAAAUAGACCACCUCCGCAUUUUUCCUCAGUAGUUUUCGAUUCGGCAUACACUAAGUGACAGUCUGUCAGGAACAGAGACAGAACUUGUAUUUUCGUGUGAAAAUAAAGAUUUCGUAGAAUUGAAUAUGCUCAUUUUAUUGGAACGCUACUUUGUUAUUAAUUGCGGACUUUGCACACUCAAUUUUUGUGAACUUCUGUUAUUUUCUUAUCAACCCGAUGGACAUCGGGGCCCGGUAAUUAUAUGAAACUCGGGAUUGCUCAAAAAGCAGAGUUACUAACGGGAUCUAUCUUGCUCAUCGUCAAAACGUUGCUAUAUAUUACAUCAAGACGGGAAGUUUAUAUAGCGUUCCACAUUUCUUGUGACGUCAAAGGAAAUCGUUGGAUAGGAUUUUGGAUGAGGUAGGAAGGGGAACAGGAUAAUUCUCCAUAUGAUUUUUGCAAGAAAAAUUCCUGAAAAAAUGGAUAGUCCAGACCGGGAUUUGAACCCGGGACCUUCCGAUUGGUUUUUUCUUUUUUCUUUUCUUUUCUUUUCAAUUUUCAUGGAGUAAUUGCUGGAAAAAUCACGGUUUUUGUCCACUAUUUUAUUAUUUUGUAUCGGAUAAAAUGAUUUGAAAUCAAUGACUCCAUUUAUUCAACAACCCAUGAUUCUUGAAGCUCUUUCGAAGAACAGAGUUCUCGAGACAAUAGAGAAUUCCAUAGUUACAGUUGGUGAAUCGAUUAUAUGAACCCUUGUCCACGUCGAGAUCCAUCAAGGGUUUGUGAACCUUCAGUUUUAUACCAGAACUCAUUUUCCUGACAGUUUUCAAGCAAAAUCGAGGAAAUUCACAUGGAUAAUUUGGUAUCUGGCAACAAAUCAUCCAAAGGAGAGGAUGUGUCACAGGGGUGAAAAGUCAAGCAGUUUUGUUUUUCUAUUUCUCCGAAAUUUUUCAAGUUUUCCUACUUUUUCUCGAGUUUUUCAUAUAUUUCAAAAUAAUUUUAGUUCUUCUGUUCCAUUGUUCGCAUUUUGACAAUAAACACGUAAUUGUUAUUGAAUAUUUCUCUCCGUGUAUUAUCUGCAUUAAGAUAAUUAUGAGCAAACUUACGUGCCCAUUCCUUUUCGAUCUAUCGCCAAAUUAUCCCAUCAGAAUAACAUCCAUAAGUUGCGCAUGCGAAAAAUAUGCACAUGACUAGUGGGGGCAGACGUUCUCCCUAUAAGAACUGCGAAAAAUCACUCUUUAAAUUAUAAUGAACGACAAGAUGUCGGCCCGUACACUGCUGUUCACGCUCGUAGUCGUCAUUUUUCAGAUCCAGGGGAAUAAUGGUAGGGUACAUACUUUAGACGAGUUGAAAGCCCCCCUCGUCGAUAGUUGGACGACUUUCAAUAACAGUUUGAAGGAGAUUGUAAGCGAUUUCAAGAGUGCAUAUGACAAAGAUAUUGCUCAUCUGCAAGAGAGGAUCACAAAUGUUACUCAAUACUAUAACGAGCAAAUUAUCAACGGAACGUGUUCACCAGAACAGACGGACCGAUGCUAUAAACUAACGAGCACAUUACUCCCAAAAGUUAGGAAUACGGUGAACAGUAGUAUAAGUAAGUGCUACGAGGAUGCUUUUAAUUUCCCUGACAUCUAUCCCCUGACUUUUAUGGACGAUUAUCGAAAGCACGAAAAGCAGCUCGAGUUAACCUAUCAGAACACCUCCGAGGACUGUUCCAGGGAGGAAGAUGUUGAGAAAUGUAUGAAGACCAUGAUACCAUAUUUUCGUAACGAGGGUCGAUAUUGGCGUCGAAUCCUAGAGGAGGAGGAGUCGGAUAGGGUAGCACGGGCGAAAGACAUGUUGAAGGAUAUAACUCCAUGCGUCAGAAACAUAUUCAGAAAACUGCAGAAGGGCCUUGACAUUUGCCACCGCCCUGUAAUGACCUGCGUCAAGUGCGGGGACUCUUCUGGACUGCGCAAAUUAGAGCGUCUCUUACGAAUUGAAUGGAAUCCACCGAAGCCUGUUGAAUUAUUAUUAAACAAUUGAAGACCAGUUCUGAUGGUUUGCACUUUCAAUUUAUUCCAAAUUUUUUUAGUUUCUUAUGUAAAACUGACUGCUCGUGGAGCAAUUUUCAAUUUUCAUGGAGUAAUUGCUGGAAAAAUCACGGUUUUUUCCACUAUUUUAUUAUCUUGUAUUGGAUAAAAUGAUUAUGAAAUCAA
Diachasmimorpha longicaudata is the source of this 3695-nucleotide messenger RNA. RefSeq lists its product as uncharacterized. The transcript has 10 exons. The record is from RefSeq and is a predicted model, not a curated record. The coding region runs from base 93 to 1268 and encodes 391 amino acids. Lineage: Eukaryota; Metazoa; Arthropoda; Insecta; Hymenoptera; Braconidae.